This is a messenger RNA of Emys orbicularis (European pond turtle), 1875 nucleotides long. Its product is annotated as solute carrier family 23 member 1-like. The transcript has 12 exons. NCBI's taxonomy places the organism in Eukaryota, Metazoa, Chordata, Testudines, Emydidae. The record is from RefSeq and is a predicted model, not a curated record. Gene Ontology annotation, molecular function: transmembrane transporter activity. Gene Ontology annotation, biological process: transmembrane transport. Bases 1 to 1875 code for a protein of 624 amino acids. Gene Ontology annotation, cellular component: membrane.
AUGACGCACUCAGCAGUCAAAGAUGUCAAUGGGCUGGAGAACCCCAGUUUUAUGGUUGAAGAUGGAGACCAAUACAGUGCCUUGUCUGAACUCGAUGCUGAGGGCCUAAAGGAAAAGAAGAAAGACCAGGGCAAGAACUGCAGUACACUAGUGUACUCUGUCACUGACAUUCCACCAUGGUACCUCUGCAUCCUGCUAGGGAUUCAGCACUACCUGACAGCUCUGGGUGGUCUUGUAGCCAUCCCUCUGAUCCUGUCCAAAGAGCUUUGCCUGCAGCACGACCCCCUGACCCAGGGUCACCUGAUCAGCACCAUCUUCUUUGUCUCAGGAAUUUGUACCCUCCUUCAAGUCCUCUUUGGAGUCAGGUUGCCCAUUCUCCAAGGAGGGACUUUUGCGUUCUUGACUCCGACCCUUGCCAUGCUCUCCCUCCCUAACUGGAGAUGCCCUGCGUGGACGCAGAAUGCCAGCCAGGUGAAUGCUACUUCCCCGGAGUUCAUCGAAGUCUGGCAGUCGAGGAUGCGAGAGCUGCAGGGAGCCAUCAUGGUCGCUUCCUGUUUCCAAAUCUUUGUUGGAUUUUCUGGCCUGAUUGGAUUUCUGUUGCGAUUCAUCGGUCCUUUGACCAUCGCCCCAACCAUAACCUUGGUUGCACUGCCUCUCUUCAACUCUGCAGGAGAUGAGGCUGGCUCACACUGGGGCAUAUCAGCCAUGACCAUUUUCUUCAUAGUUCUGUUCUCUCAGUACCUGAAAAAUGUGCCUGUGCCACUGCCAUCUUACCAAGGAUCCAGGAAGUGCCACUUCUCUAAGGUCUACCUCUUCCAGAUCUUCCCCGUUCUUCUUGGCCUCGCCAUUACUUGGCUGAUAUGUUUUGCACUCACUGUUUCCAAUGCCUUCCCCUCCGACUCUGCAGUUUAUGGCUAUGUGGCUCGGACUGACAUCAAAGGAGAUGUUCUGUCCCAAGCACCCUGGUUCCGGUUCCCGUACCCAGGCCAAUGGGGAGUUCCAACAAUCAGUUUGGCUGGGAUAUUUGGCAUCAUAGCUGGAGUGAUUUCCUCUAUGGUGGAGUCGGUAGGCGAUUACUAUGCCUGUGCCCGACUGUCUGGUGCCCCGCCCCCUCCGAAGCAUGCUAUCAACCGUGGAAUUGGAGUUGAGGGAAUUGGCUGUCUUCUGGCUGGGGCGUGGGGAACAGGGAAUGGCACCACUUCUUACAGUGAGAACGUUGGAGCGCUGGGAAUCACCCGGGUAGGAAGUAGAAUAGUGAUCGUUGCUGGUGGCUGCGUGUUGCUUGUGAUAGGCAUGUUUGGGAAGAUCGGCGCUGUGUUUGCCAGCAUACCAACACCCCUGAUUGGAGGACUGCUCCUUGUGAUGUUUGGAAUCAUCACUGCUGUGGGAGUUUCCAAUUUGCAGUAUGUGGACAUGAACUCCUCAAGAAACCUGUUUAUCUUUGGAUUUUCUAUAUAUGCGGGUCUGGCAAUUCCCAACUGGGUAAACAAAAAUUCUCAAGUGCUAGAAACAGGAAUUCUCCAGCUAGACCAAGUGAUCCGAGUGCUCCUCACCACUGGCAUGUUUGUGGGUGGAUUCCUGGCAUUUAUCCUUGAUAACACGAUUCCAGGAAGCCAGGAAGAGCGAGGACUCUUAGCAUGGAAAGAGACCUGCCAGGAGGAGUGUGACGAGGCGCGCGUUUUGGAAGUCUACGGUCUUCCAUUUGGGAUAGGCACCAAGUUCUGCACCUCUUCUUGGGUUCAGUACCUCCCAACUUGCCCCAAAAGGCUAUCUGGAUCCAAGAGAAAGGAAGAACCAGAGAGCCUCAAACAGGAAAACAGUUUCAAAAUAAGCUCAGAAAGAGAAUCAGAGAUAGACAUUGAUACAAGGAUAUAA